This is a messenger RNA of Chionomys nivalis (European snow vole), 624 nucleotides long. RefSeq names its product cytochrome P450 4F4-like. Gene Ontology annotation, molecular function: oxidoreductase activity, acting on paired donors, with incorporation or reduction of molecular oxygen; iron ion binding; monooxygenase activity. The record is from RefSeq and is a predicted model, not a curated record. The transcript has 6 exons. The coding region runs from base 1 to 624 and encodes 207 amino acids. NCBI's taxonomy places the organism in Eukaryota, Metazoa, Chordata, Mammalia, Rodentia, Cricetidae.
AUGUUUGCCAUUGACCUUAUGGAGGAUGAUGGGAAGAUGUGCAUCCUCCAGACUCAGUCUCUUUAUCUGGAGGAUGGGGAUGAAAAUGGGAAGGAGCUGCCAGAUGAGGACAUCAGAGCAGAAGCUGACACCUUCAUGUUUGAGGGCCAUGACACCACCGCCAGUGGGCUCUCCUGGACCCUGUACAAUCUGGUGAGGCACCCGGAAUACCAGGAGCGCUGCCGGCAGGAGGUGCGGGAGCUGCUGAGGGACCGUGAUUCUGAGGAGAAUGAACGGGACGACCUGGCCCAGCUGCCCUUCCUGACCAUGUGCAUCAAGGAGAGUCUGCGGCUACAUCCUCCCGUCCCUGGCAUCUCCCACGGCUGCAGCAAGGACGUUGUGUUCUUGUAUGGCCGGAUUAUCCCCAAAGGUAUCACCUUCCUCAUCAGCAUCUUUGGGAUUCAUCACAACCCAUCUGUGUGGCCAGACCCUGAGGUCUAUGACCUCUUCCACUUUGACCUAGAGAACAUCAAAGACAGAUCACCUCUGGCUUUUAUUCCCUCUCCGUGGGGCCCAGGAGAGGCCAGAGGGUUUAAGGGGAAGGGGCGGAGUCUGGGACUGAGGAUGGGAAUAGUGGGGAGUUGA